Messenger RNA from Solea solea (common sole), 2210 nucleotides. RefSeq names its product phosphatase and tensin homolog A (gene ptena). The transcript has 10 exons. The record is from RefSeq and is a predicted model, not a curated record. Lineage: Eukaryota; Metazoa; Chordata; Actinopteri; Pleuronectiformes; Soleidae. Gene Ontology annotation, molecular function: phosphatidylinositol-3,4,5-trisphosphate 3-phosphatase activity; phosphatidylinositol-3,4-bisphosphate 3-phosphatase activity; inositol-1,3,4,5-tetrakisphosphate 3-phosphatase activity. Gene Ontology annotation, biological process: protein dephosphorylation; cell motility; phosphatidylinositol 3-kinase/protein kinase B signal transduction. The coding region runs from base 774 to 2171 and encodes 465 amino acids. Gene Ontology annotation, cellular component: cytosol; plasma membrane; cell projection.
CAGCCUGCUCUACCUUCUUUUUUUCCCUCGGUGGAGGCCAUGAUGGGAGCCUGAGAGUUCAGCUGGAGCGAGAGCUGCGAGAAAAGAAGAUGAUUCCCCGGGACCGAGCUGUCAAACCAAUCCCCGCCGAUUCCCGAGCGUUGUAGAUUCUAUAUACAUUCAAGGUGGAGCCUGUCACUUUAUUUCCACGUGUGUUUUUUUGGCAAUCAGUCGAUGACAAUGUUGAAUCGUUAGAAGGCUCUCGGCGUUAAGAAAAAAAAAAAGGAGGCAGUGUUAGCUAUUGUUGCUAGCUGGCUAGCUGCUGCGCUAGCUAGCUAGCGAGGCUAGCUCGCUCUCUCUCUCGCUCGCUCUGGGAUCCAGGCUUCGGGAACCGGUGAGUCCGUUCUCCCUCGCUGUCAAAAGCGGCCGCGGCGGCUGCUGCGACUGAGCCAGUCGGAUAUUCUUUUAAUCGUUUUCGACACCUUAUGAGGUUCACCCGAGGACAACUGCAUGUAUUUAAAUCGGGCGCGUUUGCAAGACGAAUCGCAGGAUUGGAAAAGUCGGGCCUGCGCGGAGGAGCAGAGCGAGGCCCGUCUUUAUGAUCCAGAGGAAGCCUGUCUAAUCCGACCCACGGCCACUUCUGCGGGCUAGCACGUCUCUGCAGGGACCUGGGACAAAGAGGCAAAGACUGUCACUGUUAACUGCGACGGACACGUCCGCACAGCCAGUGCUAGAAGACAUAAAAGCCCCAUUUUCAUCAUUUACCCCCAUAUAGACUCCUGUCACCUGCUACAAUGGCUGCGAUUAUAAAAGAAAUGGUCAGCCGGAACAAAAGGAGAUAUCAAGAGGACGGCUUCGACCUGGACUUAACCUAUAUCUACCCAAACAUCAUUGCUAUGGGCUUUCCAGCAGAGAGACUUGAAGGCGUGUACAGAAACAAUAUAGACGAUGUAGUACGGUUUUUGGAUUCAAAGCAUAAAAACCAUUAUAAAAUCUACAACCUCUGUGCAGAAAGACACUACGAUGCUACCAAAUUUAACUGCAGAGUUGCACAGUACCCUUUUGAAGACCACAACCCUCCUCAGCUGGAGCUAAUAAAGCCGUUUUGUGAAGACCUGGACAUGUGGCUCAGUGAGGACGACAAUCACGUGGCAGCCAUCCACUGUAAGGCCGGGAAAGGCCGAACAGGAGUCAUGAUCUGCGCCUAUCUCCUCCACCGUGGCAAAUUCCAGGAGGCCCAAGAAGCCCUUGACUUCUACGGCGAAGUCAGGACAAGGGACAAGAAGGGAGUAACAAUCCCGAGCCAGCGCCGCUACGUCUGCUAUUACAGCUACCUACUGAAGAACCAGCUCGACUACAAGCCGGUGGCGCUGCUCUUCCACAAAAUGGUGUUCGAGACUCUCCCCAUGUUCAGUGGGGGCACCUGCAGGGACAGUACAGUUAAAAACAGGAGCGAGCCGAUCCCUCAGGGCUUCAAGAAGGGGAAUUGGCACUGGGAUCCCCAGUUCGUGGUCUAUCAAUUGAAAGUGAAGAUUCACACGUCGAACCCCGCUCACACGCGGCGCGAGGACAAGCACAUGUUCUUCGAGUUCCCCCAGCCGCUGCCGGUUUGUGGAGACAUCAAAGUGGAGUUCUUCCAUAAACAAAACAAGAUGAUGAAGAAGGACAAAAUGUUUCAUUUCUGGGUGAACACCUUCUUCAUCCCUGGACCAGAGGAGAGCAUGGACAAGAUGGAGAACGGGGCCGUGAACAACGUGGAGAGUCAGCAGCAACAACAGCAGCAGCAGCAGCAGCAGCAGCAGCAGCAGCAUAGUGGAGCCGGGCAGAUGCAAGGGCACCAACAGCAGCAGCAGCAGCAGCAGCUACUGACGCUGCGCGCCAGGAGCAGGGACAGCUGCAGGGACAGCGACAGGGACAGGGACGAUCUCAUCCUGACGCUCACGAAGAACGACUUGGACAAGGCCAACAAAGACAAAGCUAACCGCUACUUCUCGCCAAACUUCAAGGUGAAGUUGUAUUUUACGAAGGCCGUGGAGGAGCCUUCGAAUUCGGAGGCGAGCACGUCGACAUCCGUCACCCCGGACGUUAGCGACAAUGAGCCAGACCAUUAUCGAUACUCUGACACCACUGACUCUGAUCCGGAAAAUGAACCUUUUGAUGAAGAGCAGCACACGCAAAUCACAAAAGUGUGAACUCUUUUUAAAAAAAAAAAAAAAAAUAAGAAAGAAAAA